AGUCAGCUUGGAGACGAGGCCGGCCAAUCAUUGGGGAGGAUUUCGGCACCAAUUUAAAACGAGCGCAAACGCUUCCUGUUUUGAAAAGGAUCGCUAAACAUUUGGUCUCUUUCUGCAUCUUCAUCGUCAACAAAAGCAUCCGCAGCUCAAACGUAAAGCUAAAACAGUAAUUCGGAAGUUGCUGGUUCAACUUUAUGUUCAACUACAACCCAGCUUUACCGUCUGGUAACGUUGUAUUCGGUUGUUAGGAAGAUGCCGUCCCGUGUUGAGGAUUACGAGGUGUUGUUUAGCAUAGGCUCAGGUUCCUAUGGAAAAUGCCAGAAAAUAAGACGGAAACACGAUGGGAAAAUCCUGUUGUGGAAGGAGCUGGACUAUGGCACCAUGGCAGAGAAUGAGAAGCAGAUGCUGGUGUCUGAGGUGAACCUCCUAAGGGAGCUGAGGAACCCAAACAUAGUGCGGUACUACGACCGCAUCAUAGACCGGACUACCACAACGUUGUACAUCAUUAUGGAGUACUGUGAAGGUGGAGACCUGUCCAGCCUCAUCACCCGGUGCAUCAAGGAAAGGCGUUAUUUAGAGGAGCAGUUUGUCCUGCGUGUCAUGGCACAGCUCACGUUGGCCCUGAAGGAGUGCCACAGACGCAGUGACGGUAGAGCGGCAGUUCUUCAUCGAGACCUGAAACCAGCCAACAUCUUCCUCGACAUCAAACAGAAUGUCAAGCUCGGAGACUUUGGCCUUGCAAGGAUCCUGAACCAUGACACCAGUUUUGCAAAGACGUUUGUGGGGACACCGUACUACAUGUCGCCAGAACAAAUAGACCGAAUGUCGUACAACGAGAAAUCAGAUAUUUGGUCACUGGGAUGUUUGCUGUAUGAACUGUGUGCAUUGUCCCCUCCGUUCACUGCUUGCAACCAAAAAGAGCUGGCGGAGAGGAUCAGAGAGGGCAAGUUCAAAAGAAUUCCAUACCGCUACUCUGAGGAACUGAACACCUUAAUCUGUAAAAUGCUCAACCUGAAGGACUAUCUGAGGCCCUCUGUGGAGUCCAUUCUCCAGAGCCGCCUGUUGGCUGAUGCUGUUGCUGAGGAGGAGAGGAGGGCACAAGUGCGGCUCCGAAGGAGAUCCGCAGACUCGGACUGUCCCCUUAACAGGCCGUCUGAACCGGUGGCCCCCUCUGCAGCUGAACUUGAACUCAGGAAACAAGCAAUCCAAGAACGAGAAAAGGCCCUGAAGGAACGCGAGAAAAGGCUGGAGCAAAGAGAGCAGGAGCUUUGUCUUCGUGAGCAACUGUCAAAUGAGAGGCUCGCCAGAGCAGAGAGCUUACUGAAGAGUUACACCCGUCUACAGCAACAGAAGCAGAAGGAUGUGGAGCCGUUCUAUGGCAAAGACAUAGAUGUGGAGAACCUCUCCCCUGGCAAGAGGAAGGUCCACUUUGCCGGUGAGAGCAAAGAGAACCAGCGGCCCAAAAGCCAUCAGAGUGAGACGUCCCACGAGCUGAUUUUGAGGAGGCUGAAGGCGGCGAAGCUGCGUGCUUAAACACUGAAAUGGAAAAGGUCUCCCGGUUCCAGAGCAGAAGGACUGUUAAAAUAGAUUAACUGAAGGAGUGAUUGGGAUUUGAAUCCAAUACGAAAUAGAAAAAUAUUGUUAGGACAUGUAUGAUAAUGUGAAAAACAACUUCCUGCUGCAAUACCAACUGUGCUGAAUGAUUGUGACGGGUAAAUGGUUUUGUAUUGCAUUUCCUAUUAACCACUUAUUUUAGUUUUAAAUUAUUACAAUAAGAAUGUUCAUCCUGAUUUGCAUUCUGCCAAAGAAACUGAAGGCAUGCUAUAUAUGUACUAUUUAUUAUUAAUAAUAAUAUAUAUAUACAUGCAUACUUAGUCAACCAAAUGACAAAGUUGUUUUAGAUUUCUACUACAAUUUACUACGUAUGCUCUGUAGUGUUUCAUAAAGGCAUACCUCCCACAAGAGGUCACUAGAUACCCAUGAGAAGUUGGCUAAUCAAAUGGGACUAUUGCUGAUGAUUGUAGACAAUGCAUUGGGUCUUCACACCUGAAAUUGUUUGUUGAUUAAUAGCAGAUUAAAGUCCAUGAUUAAAGGAGA
Molecule: messenger RNA, 2097 nt
Organism: Pungitius pungitius (ninespine stickleback)
Lineage: Eukaryota; Metazoa; Chordata; Actinopteri; Perciformes; Gasterosteidae
Gene: nek2
Product: NIMA-related kinase 2
Exons: 9
Coding region: 253-1533 (426 amino acids)
Biological process (GO): protein phosphorylation
Molecular function (GO): ATP binding; protein kinase activity
Source: RefSeq, a predicted model, not a curated record